This is a messenger RNA of Cyphellophora attinorum, 1110 nucleotides long. RefSeq lists its product as uncharacterized. Bases 1 to 1110 code for a protein of 369 amino acids. Gene Ontology annotation, biological process: phosphatidylinositol metabolic process. The transcript has a single exon. The record is from RefSeq and is a predicted model, not a curated record. Lineage: Eukaryota; Fungi; Ascomycota; Eurotiomycetes; Chaetothyriales; Cyphellophoraceae. Gene Ontology annotation, molecular function: phosphatidylinositol kinase activity.
AUGGCGCGCAAUGAUGCGAUAUCGCGAUCUAUCGUCGCCGCCGUGCUGAAAACCCCACCGCGCGAGCGUCUGUCACUGAUCAAGCGCGUUUUAAUCGUGCUGUCUGCCUUCUUCACGUUGUUUCAGCUGCGACUUACACGCAUCAAAGAUGACGUCUUCGAGCGUUUACGGACAAAGUCCUGGGAAAUGGAUGAUGAAGCGUACAGAAGUUCCUUUUCCGGUGACGAGCCUUUGGAAACCAAAGGAGACAUGGGGUACUCCGGAUCAUCCUUCUUCACCACCAAGGACGGCAAAUAUCUCAUCAAAUCUGUUCCCAGGCAGUUCGAGCAUUCUUACUUCCGCGAUGACCUCCUGGAGCCUUAUGCAAAGCACAUGGAGGAGAACGCCAGGUCGCUUCUCAUUCGUAUCACCGAUUUCCUUGGCUGGAAGCACUUCUCUAUUGGUGGUAUCCUUGGCCUAGUGCCUACCUAUCACAUCACCAUGGAGAACCUGCUGAUCGGUCAGGACGAAGCGGACAGCGCUGGUGGCGGUGACUGGGAGACCUUUGACCUCAAGCCCGCGGAUUAUUUCUUCCCGGAAAGAGAUAUCGCUGGAGGAAAGCUCGCAUCCGAGGCCACCAAGUCUCGACUGGCGGACAAGUUCGACGACAAGAUCGUUCUAUCCCAGGAACAGCACGACAUCUUCAUCCGCCAGCUCGAACAAGACACAACGCUCCUCGCCUCCCACAACGCAGUAGACUACUCCCUCUUUCUCGUCCGCAUACCACUCUCAAACCCCCAAAACCCCUUCGCCGACGAACCAGAUCACGACAACGCGCCCGAAGCGCCCGACUUUCCACCAUUCGCGCCGCCGAGCCCGCCAACGUGGCGUACAGGCGUGCGCUCUGCGGAUGGCAAGUACGUCUUCAGAGCACAAAUUUUGGACUUCUUCUGGGCGAAGCACAAGGUCACGCCGAAGCUGUUCACGUUUCUGAUCAAGGCGUGGAAUCUGAUUGAUAGGAAAGGUCCGAUGUCCAUUACUACUACACCAGACGAGUAUCGGGAGCGGUUCUUGAGGAUGUGUGAGCAUUUUGUGGAAGUCAAGGAGGAUGGAGAGGAUGAGGCUUCGUGA